UAAAACUAGUCUUUAUAAAUUCAUUGUCUCACAAUGGUUCACCAAACUCCCACAAAUUAAAUAUAAAUCUUGUAGUUUGCUCUCUUUUAGAAACACAGUUGCACAGCUGCCUUUAUUUUUUUUUUUCCAAUUAUUAUCAUGGCUUCUACUUCUUCCUCAACCUCUCCAUGCAAAUACGAUGUUUUUAUUAAUUUUAGAGGCGAAAUCAGAUAUGGGUUUCUCUCCCAUCUCUCUACAGCCUUCCACCAGAAACAAAUCCAUGCCUUUACAGACGAAAACCUUCAUAAAGGAGAAGAGAUCUCGCCAUCUCUGUUGAAAAUAAUCCAAGAAUCAUGUGUUUCUAUUGUCAUUUUCUCUGAAAAUUAUGCAGAUUCUCCAUGGUGCUUAGAUGAGCUUGUUAAGAUACUUGAAUGCAAGGAGAGUUUAGGGCAAUUAGUCCUGCCAGUUUUCUACCAUGUAGAUCCAACUCAUGUUCAGCAGCUGACUGGGAAUUUUGGGAAGGCAUUUGGUAAAUCUGUGCAUGGAGAACAAGUUGAAGGUCGUUUACACAAGGUGGAUGCUUGGAGACAUGCUUUGAUGGAAGUAAGCAAUUUAUCAGGAUGGGAUUCACAGGAUGUCAAGUAA
Manihot esculenta (cassava) is the source of this 624-nucleotide messenger RNA. Its product is annotated as disease resistance protein RLM3-like. The coding region runs from base 139 to 624 and encodes 161 amino acids. Gene Ontology annotation, biological process: signal transduction. The record is from RefSeq and is a predicted model, not a curated record. The transcript has a single exon. NCBI's taxonomy places the organism in Eukaryota, Viridiplantae, Streptophyta, Magnoliopsida, Malpighiales, Euphorbiaceae.